CAUUAUAAGAAUCGUAAAGGCGCGUUUUCCUGCUCUAAAAAAAACAUUCAGGGCAGGGGCUAAGUAGCUUUUUUCCUGGUGUUUUCUUUUCUUUUAUUCAACAGCCGCGGUAGCAUUAACCAGGUUAAACAAUGGGAGACAAGCUGGAUAUGUCGUUGGACGAGAUUAUAAAGCAGAAUAAACAGCAGCGGGGAGGCGCGGGUGGCCGCGGUGGGAGAGGCGGCCGAGGCCGAGGUGGCGCUGGCCGCGGUGCAGGAGGAGCCGGGCGGCUAGGGGCUAACGCAGGCGGAAGCUUUGGAGGCCGCGGCGGAGCCUCAGGCCCCAUGAGGAAUCGUCAGAACCUGAACCGGGGCAGAAGCAGACCCACGCCGUACAGCAGGCCCAAGCAGCUCCCGGACAAGUGGCAGCACGACCUGUUCGACAAUGGCUUUAGCACCAAUUCUGGAGGUGGUGGUGGCGGCGGUGGUGGAGGAGCAGGCAUGGAAACCGGAGGGAAGCUGCUUGUAUCCAAUCUUGACUUUGGGGUCUCUGAUGCAGACAUUCAGGAACUUUUUGCAGAGUUUGGCACCUUGAAAAAGGCCGCAGUUCAUUAUGACCGGUCCGGGCGCAGUCUUGGCACAGCAGAUGUUCAUUUUGAAAGGAAAGCAGAUGCAUUGAAAGCCAUGAAGCAGUACAAUGGUGUUCCCCUUGAUGGUCGUCCAAUGAACAUUCAGCUAGUCACGUCACAGAUUGAUGCACAGAGACGAGCUCCAAUGCAGGGUCUGAGUCGUGGUGGAGGUAUAAACAGGAACAAAAUGGGAGGCUUUGGAGGCAUGCAGAGAGGACGAGGAGGUCGGGGAGGAGGAGGAGGGCUCAGAGGCCGUGGUAGGGGAGGAAGAGGCGGCAGCAACAAACAGCAGCUCUCGGCAGAAGAAUUAGAUGCCCAGCUAGAUGCCUACAAUGCCAGGAUGGACACUAGCUAAACAACCUGAUCUUUGUGAGCUGCUGUUUUCUCUCGGCAGCAUCGUGGAUUGGCUGUUGUUACUGCUUUGAAAUGCCGGACAUUUUACAUUUACCUGUCUUCAGAAGUGAUUUAAAUUUGUGUACCAGUUUCUCCUUUUUAAAUGCUGAUAUUUUUUACCUCCCAUUUAUUUUAUUUCUUUUUUUUUUUCUUUUUUUUUUUUUUUUUGAAAACCUAGUCUGACUGUAGGACCCGAGUGGGGGAGGUGUGCUUGUCUUUACCUUCCCUUUAUAGUUCAUUGUAAUAAAACCUGCAGUUCAUAGUAUCUGA
This is a messenger RNA of Clarias gariepinus (North African catfish), 1270 nucleotides long. It is a transcript of the gene alyref, whose product is annotated as Aly/REF export factor. Gene Ontology annotation, cellular component: nucleus. Lineage: Eukaryota; Metazoa; Chordata; Actinopteri; Siluriformes; Clariidae. The record is from RefSeq and is a predicted model, not a curated record. The transcript is spliced from 6 exons. Gene Ontology annotation, molecular function: mRNA binding. Gene Ontology annotation, biological process: mRNA export from nucleus. Bases 132 to 962 code for a protein of 276 amino acids.